Effrenium voratum is the source of this 1254-nucleotide messenger RNA. The record is from the annotation of a GenBank genome assembly. NCBI's taxonomy places the organism in Eukaryota, Dinophyceae, Suessiales, Symbiodiniaceae.
AUGCAAGGAUUGGAAGUGCGAGACCGCUGGGACAUCCGGGUCUCGGUGCAGGGCGGAGAUUGGGCUCCGUCACUGAUCGGCUUUAAUGUGCUUCGGGGGCGGCGUGUCACCCGAGGGCUGGCGCUCACGGGGGGCAACGGCUGCGAGGAUCUGUCUGAGCUGGUCGCCAAGCUGAUCAAAACGGUUGUCAACCUUCUGGGAAAGGCCCUCAUGUCUGUUCUCAAGGCUGCACAUUUUGGCUUCGAGGAUGUCGAGCCUUCCUGCGUUGGGCGCAGCCUCAACGUUGGUUUUGGAGGCAACGCUGACCUCGCUGACCGGAAUUCGCUUGUUGUUGGUGGCCUUUUCAGGCUCAGCGGCACGAUUUUUCGGGCCUCGGGAUGGCUUUGGUGGGGGAUUGGGCUCAUCGGGAAACAGGAUAAUGGAGUGAGGGACGCCACUGACACUGACUUGGAACUGUGUGAUCUUGGGGACAUCGCUGAACCCAAGCUGCCAUGUGAGAACUCCGGCUCUGCGAAAAGACCUGAUGGGGAUGGGCGGGGACUUUGUGGCAAGCGCAGUGGCACGGAUAAGCUCAGCGUGAUCAAUGCCAAAGGGAAACCCUUGGGCAAGCACAAACGCCCUGGGAAUCACAGAGAUGUUCUCACUGGUGUAUCUCGAAUCACCCUGCAGGAUCGUGGUUCGAGCUUCGCUGAUGGUGGAAUUGGUUGCUCGGAUGCAAAUCCCUCGCUUUGUGACCUGGAGACCGAGGAAUCCUUUCACUGUGAGGCCAAGGGUUCGGGCCUCGGCUUUGCCGGCUGGGGAGAUGGGCCAAUACCUCGGUAUGAUGGACACAUCCUUAAGCUGUUCACCUUGGUGCUGGUAGUCUCUGAUGAACAAUUCGCCGGAACCGGACAGCAUGAGCAACUUGGAUCGGUCGUCGGUCUUAAUCCUGACAAGCGCCUGGUAGACGCUGGCAUUGUCUUGGCCGUGCAACUUUCGGAAAGCAUACAACGGGAUUCCCUGACCAACCUGGGAGUAUUGCUCAAUCAUGUCACGGAAUUGGGCGAGUGGGCCGGGUCGCUGUCCACGAAAAAGCUCACAUGUGUUCUUGUGGGCAAGCCUCUCAUCAACCUCAAGGACGAGUUCAGAGUGAGGGAGGAGAGUGAGGGCGAUGGGGGAUUGCGGCUUUGGCUUUGCGACCUCAACCGGAUUCCUCAGUAUCACGACAAGCACCAGGCGCUUGUAUGCAAUUGCUGCGGCUUCAUCCUGCACUAG